Messenger RNA from Hyaloscypha bicolor E, 2028 nucleotides. RefSeq lists its product as uncharacterized. The record is from RefSeq and is a predicted model, not a curated record. The coding region runs from base 103 to 2028 and encodes 641 amino acids. The transcript is spliced from 2 exons. NCBI's taxonomy places the organism in Eukaryota, Fungi, Ascomycota, Leotiomycetes, Helotiales, Hyaloscyphaceae.
GCAAAUAUAGCGCUGAAAGAAAGCUGAAAUAUAAAAUGAGGAGGUUGACCCAACCUGAAUCUCCCAAGUCGUCGCCUCCUCGCAACCAGCGAGCACAACAACAUGGCAAGCGACGACGAGACCGACGGAAGUGAUCUAUCUCGGCGCUCAUCGACAGCAAGCAUAUCAGACAGCUAUGAAUACAUUGAUUCAGAGGGUACUAGCGGUCAUAUCUCAGAUGAUGACCGUUCCGCAAGACGACGAAAUGCCGUUUCCCCUUCCGAGCUAGGAAUUUACGGCGUCUCUGAGCCCACCCACAAUGCUCCGCCUUCGGCCCGCGAAAGACGGUUCAAUGCAAUGGAUUCCCCGCCACCUCGGCCGCAAUUUACAACAAGCACAGCAGGCAGCGUGGAUGAUGACGGGUGGGAGAACAUCCCAGGGUCUCAAUUCUUGGAUGCUUCAAGAAGCAGCAACUGGGAUUCUCUUUCAGACGCUCGGACUUUGAAUGAGGAGGCAGGAGGUGAUGAUGGAGAUGAUGGAUACAUGACUGAUGACGAAACAUACUUUGAUAUAGAGGAUCCAGAUAAUACGCCUCGCGUCUUGGCUCAGCAAUCGCAAAGCAGCAGCUCGCCAACGCCGAAUCCAACCCAAGGUCACCCUCGAUCCUUUUCACGGUUCUCCGAAAAUCGAGUCUCACACCCAACCAGCCGCGAUGCCACGAUUCCUCCAAGGACCACUUCAACAAAGCCGAGCAGGGACUUUCAAAGAGGUGGUGCUUAUGGAAGUACUCUGACACAAUUUGAACGUCCAAAUAGCCCCAGUCCAUCUUCUCCCAAGUUUGAGAAUUAUGCACAUUAUGCACAUCUACAGCAAUUAUCUUUGACAGACCGAUCAAGUGCCUCAAGGCAUCCGGAAGAAGAGUCUGGUGGCAAUGGCAAUCCAAGUCUUACCCCCGGAUCCCGUCGUUCUCGUAAGCUCGCUCGCGCGGCGAGCCGAAGAGCUGCCGAUGAGCACUCUGCCAGUCCUCCACGAGAGUAUCUCCCACUUGAUCCUAUCCUCGGUAUCUAUUCGCCGGCUACUAAAGAAUUCGAAGCAACCAGAUGGAGCGGAUUGCGCACUUCGGGUCAAAGUUCUCGCAUGGGAGAAGUCAAUCUUGCGAAAUCUUCAUUCCGGCGGAAGGUCACUGGUAGACAGCAACCAAGUAGGACCUCUGACAUUGAAGACCGGAAUUCUCCCAUGGAUAGUCCGACUUCCAGACGAAAUAAAGAUCGCGCUGGGUCUUUUCAGGAUGAAUCUUCCUUGAACGCUUCAAGAUCGGCAAGACCGCGAGCUUCUGCUGAGGACCUAUUGUAUUUCCCAGGAGUUUCACCCCGCCGACGAGAGCCUGGUGUAGUCUUUGUGGGAAGAGACCCCUCUGGAGGCUGGAACAUCGUCCAACCCCGGGACACAGCCCCAAACGGCGCCUCCAAUGAUGAACGGGAUCCACAUAGGCGAGAGGGACAACCCCAUACUUCCAACAAUACUUCUCAGCCUCCCCAAAGACACUAUAUCGAUUUCGGAUCCGGUACCCCAUCGCAACACUCGGAUCGGAACAGUAUUCCAAGAGACUCGGCUCAAUCAAUUCGACCAGCUCAUCCAAUAAACGGAAGUUCCAGGUCAUCAGAGCUCACUCAGACUUUGCGUUCAGCAGGCAACUCCCAGCAUCCCAGCUUCCCAAGGCACGGCGGAUCUCAAACCAUGGCACACGGCACAGCCCCCGUGAACGUUGGACACCUGGGGUUGACCAGCGGUACCGGAAAUACGACAACUCUCAGCCCAGCCCCGGAUCCAGACUCUAGAAGGGGUCCUCACGAUGGGACUCUGCCAAGGCCUGUUCGAAUCCGUGACACACAAGAUCCCCACCCUACUGAUCACCGCCUUCAGCCGACAGGAGCUUCAGAACCAGCGUGGGAGGGAGAUGAAAUCGAGUGGGAAGAUGGCUGGAAUAGCGGAAAUCGAGAGAAAAAGAGAGAGAAGAAUGAGAAGUGGGCCCGAGAUCCGAAGGUCUGA